Messenger RNA from Felis catus (domestic cat), 6334 nucleotides. RefSeq names its product sodium/potassium-transporting ATPase subunit alpha-3. The transcript is spliced from 42 exons. The record is from RefSeq and is a predicted model, not a curated record. Gene Ontology annotation, molecular function: kainate selective glutamate receptor activity; ATP binding; transmitter-gated monoatomic ion channel activity involved in regulation of postsynaptic membrane potential. Gene Ontology annotation, biological process: modulation of chemical synaptic transmission; proton transmembrane transport; intracellular potassium ion homeostasis. Gene Ontology annotation, cellular component: plasma membrane; presynaptic membrane; postsynaptic membrane. The coding region runs from base 293 to 5974 and encodes 1893 amino acids. NCBI's taxonomy places the organism in Eukaryota, Metazoa, Chordata, Mammalia, Carnivora, Felidae.
UUCUCCUUUCCCCUUCCUCCCUUCCCUGGCCCGCCCUCUCCUCUUCCACCUGUCCUUCCUCCCCGCUCCGGGGAGCCCCCGUUUUGGAUUAGUUGGGGGCCACUGCCGGAGGCGGGGGAGGGGGCCCCGUGGACUGCCCUCUCCCCCCCGCCCCCGGCCACACCACCACCCAGCGCCAGAGCAUCUCCCCGUUGUCUUUCUCGGGCCUCGAGGGAGCCCAGCCCUCCGUCCCACCAGGAUCCGUGGCGAGUGGGGGCCGCGGCAGCUGCGUCCCCAUGAGGAGGGGAGGAAGAUGCCGGCUGAGCUGCUGCUGCUGCUGAUUGUUGCCUUCGCCAGCCCCAGCUGCCAGGUGCUCUCAUCACUGCGCAUGGCUGCAAUCCUGGACGACCAGACAGUGUGUGGCCGCGGCGAACGUCUGGCCCUGGCUCUGGCCCGGGAGCAGAUCAACGGGAUCAUCGAAGUCCCAGCCAAGGCCCGGGUGGAAGUAGACAUCUUUGAGCUUCAGCGGGACAGCCAGUACGAGACCACGGACACCAUGUGUCAGAUCCUGCCCAAGGGGGUCGUGUCUGUCCUGGGGCCCUCGUCCAGCCCUGCGUCUGCCUCCACCGUGAGCCAUAUCUGUGGAGAGAAGGAGAUCCCCCACAUCAAGGUGGGUCCCGAGGAGACACCCCGCCUGCAGUACCUGCGCUUCGCGUCCGUCAGCCUGUACCCCAGUAACGAGGACGUCAGCCUGGCCGUCUCCCGAAUCCUCAAGUCCUUCAACUACCCCUCGGCCAGCCUCAUCUGCGCCAAGGCCGAGUGCCUCUUGCGGUUGGAGGAGCUAGUGCGUGGCUUCCUCAUCUCCAAGGAGACGCUGUCAGUGAGGAUGCUGGAUGACAGCCGGGACCCCACGCCGCUGCUCAAGGAGAUCCGCGAUGACAAGGUGUCCACCAUCAUCAUUGAUGCCAAUGCGUCCAUCUCCCACCUCAUCCUCCGUAAAGCUUCAGAGCUGGGAAUGACCUCAGCGUUUUACAAAUACAUCCUCACCACCAUGGACUUCCCCAUCCUGCACCUGGACGGGAUCGUGGAGGACACCUCCAACAUCCUGGGCUUCUCCAUGUUUAACACCUCACAUCCCUUCUACCCCGAGUUUGUGCGCAGCCUCAACAUGUCCUGGAGGGAGAACUGUGAAGCCAGCACCUAUCCAGGUCCCGCGCUGUCGGCGGCCCUGAUGUUUGACGCCGUGCACGUGGUGGUGAGUGCCGUCCGGGAGCUGAACCGCAGCCAAGAGAUCGGUGUGAAGCCGCUGGCCUGUACGUCGGCCAAUAUUUGGCCCCAUGGGACCAGCCUCAUGAACUACCUGCGCAUGGUAGAGUAUGACGGGCUGACCGGGCGGGUCGAGUUCAACAGCAAAGGGCAGAGGACCAACUACACCCUGCGCAUCCUGGAGAAGUCCCGGCAAGGCCACCGUGAGAUCGGGGUAUGGUACUCUAACCGGACCCUGGCCAUGAACGCCACCACCCUGGACAUCAACCUGUCGCAGACACUGGCCAACAAGACACUGGUGGUCACGACCAUUCUGGAGAACCCGUACGUCAUGCGGCGGCCAAACUUCCAGGCCCUGUCCGGGAACGAGCGCUUCGAGGGCUUCUGCGUGGACAUGCUGCGGGAGCUGGCCGAGCUGCUGCGCUUCCGCUACCGCCUACGGCUGGUGGAAGACGGGCUGUACGGGGCGCCCGAGCCCAACGGCUCCUGGACGGGCAUGGUCGGCGAGCUCAUCAACCGGAUGAGCAAACUGAGGCCCCGAGAAGUGGAAGCCCCUGCCCGAGGUCACCCAGCGAACUCAGGGCAGAGCCGGGGCUCCCCAUUCCCGCACCGGGCCCUUCCCAGCGCCCUGCCUUGCCUGCUCCGUCAUAAGGCAGACCUGGCUGUGGCCGCAUUCACCAUCACAGCCGAGCGGGAGAAGGUCAUCGACUUCUCCAAACCCUUCAUGACCCUGGGGAUCAGCAUCCUCUACCGAGUGCACAUGGGCCGCAAGCCUGGCUACUUCUCCUUCCUGGACCCCUUCUCCCCUGCCGUGUGGCUCUUCAUGCUUCUCGCCUACCUGGCCGUCAGCUGCGUCCUGUUCCUGGCCGCCAGGCUGAGCCCCUACGAGUGGUAUAACCCACACCCGUGCCUGCGGGCACGCCCCCACAUCCUGGAGAACCAGUACACGUUGGGCAACAGCCUCUGGUUCCCUGUAGGGGGCUUCAUGCAACAAGGCUCGGAGAUCAUGCCCCGGGCGCUGUCCACACGCUGCGUCAGCGGAGUCUGGUGGGCCUUCACCUUGAUCAUCAUCUCUUCCUACACGGCCAACCUGGCUGCCUUUCUCACCGUGCAGCGCAUGGAGGUGCCCGUGGAGUCAGCUGAUGACCUGGCAGACCAGACCAACAUUGAGUAUGGCACCAUCCAUGCUGGCUCCACCAUGACCUUCUUUCAGAACUCACGGUACCAGACGUACCAGCGUAUGUGGAACUACAUGCAGUCGAAGCAGCCCAGUGUGUUUGUCAAGAGCACGGAAGAAGGCAUCGCGCGUGUUCUCAACUCCCGCUACGCCUUCCUGCUCGAGUCCACCAUGAACGAGUACCACCGGCGUCUCAACUGCAACCUCACCCAGAUCGGGGGCCUCCUCGACACCAAGGGCUACGGCAUCGGCAUGCCACUGGGCUCCCCGUUCCGGGAUGAGAUCACCCUGGCCAUCCUGCAGCUUCAGGAGAACAACCGGCUGGAGAUCCUGAAGCGCAAGUGGUGGGAGGGGGGCCGGUGCCCCAAGGAGGAGGAUCAUCGAGCUAAAGGUCUGGGCAUGGAGAACAUUGGUGGCAUUUUUGUCGUGCUCAUCUGUGGCCUCAUCAUUGCCGUCUUCGUGGCGGUCAUGGAAUUCAUAUGGUCCACACGGAGGUCGGCAGAGUCCGAAGAGGACAAGAAAGAUGACAAGGGCUCGCCCAAGAAGAACAAGGGCACCAAAGACCGCAGGGACCUGGAUGACCUCAAGAAGGAGGUGGCUAUGACAGAGCACAAGAUGUCCGUGGAAGAGGUCUGCCGGAAAUACAACACAGACUGCGUGCAGGGUCUGACCCACAGCAAAGCCCAGGAGAUCCUGGCCCGGGAUGGGCCUAACGCGCUCACACCACCACCCACCACCCCAGAAUGGGUCAAGUUCUGCCGCCAGCUCUUCGGGGGCUUCUCAAUCCUGCUGUGGAUCGGAGCCAUCCUCUGCUUCCUGGCCUAUGGCAUCCAGGCCGGCACAGAGGACGAUCCCUCUGGCGACAACCUGUACCUGGGCAUCGUGCUGGCAGCCGUGGUCAUCAUCACCGGCUGCUUCUCCUACUACCAGGAGGCCAAGAGCUCCAAGAUCAUGGAGUCCUUCAAGAACAUGGUUCCCCAGCAAGCCCUGGUGAUCCGGGAGGGUGAGAAGAUGCAGGUGAACGCUGAGGAGGUGGUGGUCGGGGACCUGGUGGAGAUCAAGGGUGGAGACCGAGUCCCGGCCGACCUGCGAAUCAUCUCAGCCCACGGUUGCAAGGUGGACAACUCCUCCCUGACUGGUGAAUCAGAGCCCCAGACCCGCUCUCCCGACUGCACACACGACAACCCCUUGGAGACUCGGAACAUCACCUUCUUUUCCACCAACUGCGUGGAAGGCACGGCUCGAGGUGUGGUGGUGGCCACGGGUGACCGCACUGUCAUGGGCCGCAUUGCCACCCUGGCUUCGGGGCUGGAGGUGGGCAAGACGCCCAUCGCCAUUGAGAUAGAGCACUUCAUCCAGCUCAUCACCGGCGUGGCUGUCUUCCUGGGCGUCUCUUUCUUCAUCCUGUCCCUCAUCCUCGGAUACACCUGGCUUGAGGCUGUCAUCUUCCUCAUCGGCAUCAUCGUGGCCAAUGUCCCGGAGGGCCUGCUGGCCACUGUCACUGUGUGUCUGACGCUGACCGCCAAGCGCAUGGCUCGGAAGAACUGCCUUGUGAAAAACCUGGAGGCCGUGGAGACCCUGGGCUCCACAUCCACCAUUUGCUCGGACAAGACGGGGACCCUCACCCAGAACCGCAUGACGGUUGCCCACAUGUGGUUUGACAACCAGAUCCAUGAGGCUGACACCACUGAGGACCAGUCAGGGACCUCGUUCGACAAGAGCUCGCACACCUGGGUAGCCCUGUCCCACAUCGCCGGACUCUGCAACCGUGCCGUCUUCAAGGGAGGUCAGGACAACAUCCCCGUGCUCAAGAGGGACGUGGCCGGCGAUGCCUCAGAGUCCGCCCUGCUCAAGUGCAUCGAGUUGUCCUCCGGCUCCGUGAAGCUGAUGCGUGAACGGAACAAGAAAGUGGCCGAGAUUCCCUUCAAUUCUACCAACAAAUACCAGCUCUCCAUCCACGAGACCGAGGACCCCAACGACAACCGAUACCUGCUGGUGAUGAAGGGCGCCCCCGAGCGCAUCCUGGACCGCUGCUCCACCAUCCUGCUGCAGGGCAAGGAACAGCCACUGGACGAGGAGAUGAAGGAGGCCUUCCAGAAUGCCUACCUCGAGCUCGGCGGCCUGGGCGAACGAGUGCUCGGUUUCUGCCAUUACUACCUGCCCGAGGAGCAGUUCCCCAAGGGCUUUGCCUUUGACUGUGACGAUGUGAACUUUACCACGGACAACCUCUGCUUCGUCGGCCUCAUGUCCAUGAUCGACCCGCCCCGGGCCGCCGUCCCCGACGCAGUGGGCAAGUGCCGCAGCGCCGGCAUCAAGGUCAUCAUGGUCACGGGUGAUCACCCCAUCACGGCAAAGGCCAUCGCCAAGGGCGUGGGCAUCAUCUCCGAGGGCAACGAGACUGUGGAGGACAUCGCUGCCCGGCUCAACAUUCCCGUCAGCCAGGUCAACCCCCGGGAUGCCAAGGCCUGUGUGAUCCAUGGCACCGACCUCAAGGACUUCACCUCUGAGCAAAUCGAUGAGAUCCUGCAGAACCACACGGAGAUCGUCUUUGCCCGCACGUCCCCCCAACAGAAGCUCAUCAUCGUGGAGGGCUGUCAGAGACAGGGAGCAAUCGUGGCCGUGACUGGCGAUGGCGUGAACGACUCCCCUGCCCUGAAGAAGGCAGACAUCGGUGUGGCCAUGGGCAUUGCCGGCUCUGACGUGUCCAAGCAGGCAGCGGACAUGAUUCUGCUGGACGACAACUUUGCCUCCAUCGUCACGGGUGUAGAAGAGGGCCGCCUGAUUUUCGACAACCUGAAGAAAUCCAUCGCCUACACCCUGACCAGCAACAUUCCUGAGAUCACACCCUUCUUACUGUUCAUCAUGGCCAACAUCCCGCUGCCUCUGGGCACCAUCACCAUCCUCUGCAUCGACCUGGGCACUGACAUGGUCCCUGCCAUCUCCUUGGCAUACGAGGCUGCGGAGAGUGACAUCAUGAAGAGACAGCCCAGGAACCCACGCACGGACAAGCUGGUCAAUGAGAGGCUCAUCAGCAUGGCCUACGGGCAGAUUGGAAUGAUCCAGGCUCUCGGUGGCUUCUUUUCCUACUUUGUGAUCCUGGCAGAAAAUGGCUUCUUGCCCAGCAACCUGGUGGGCAUCCGGCUGAACUGGGAUGACCGAACCGUCAAUGACCUGGAGGACAGUUACGGGCAGCAGUGGACAUACGAGCAGAGGAAGGUGGUGGAGUUCACGUGCCACACGGCCUUCUUCGUGAGCAUCGUGGUCGUGCAGUGGGCCGACCUGAUCAUCUGCAAGACCCGGAGGAACUCCGUCUUCCAGCAGGGCAUGAAGAACAAGAUCCUCAUCUUCGGGUUGUUUGAGGAGACGGCCCUCGCUGCCUUCUUGUCCUACUGCCCAGGCAUGGACGUGGCCCUCCGCAUGUACCCUCUCAAGCCCAGCUGGUGGUUCUGUGCCUUCCCCUACAGUUUCCUCAUCUUCGUCUACGAUGAGAUCCGCAAACUCAUCCUGCGCAGGAACCCCGGGGGUUGGGUGGAGAAGGAAACCUACUACUGACCUCACCCCCCCCACAUCGCCCAUUUCUUCCCUGCCCCCCAAGCCCAGGACAGCCCCCACCAGUCCCCCCAUUUUGUAUUCUGGGGGAGGGGCCCUCUCUCCCCGUGGCCCCACCUUGACCCUCACCCCCUCAACUUACCUUCCGCCUCCCACCCUCUCUCCCCUCUGGCUGGCUUCUCUCCCCGCCCCCCCCACUUCCCCCCUCUCUUUUCUGUGUCUCUGUUCCUCUCCCUCUCCUCGUCCCUUCCUCCCUGCCCCCACCCAGCCCCCUCCCUGGGCUCUUUUUUACUCCCCCUCACCCCUGGCUGAUGCCAUCUCUGGUUCUGGACAAUUAUCAAAUAUAUCAGUGGGGAGAGAGAA